Marmota flaviventris (yellow-bellied marmot) is the source of this 1230-nucleotide messenger RNA. RefSeq names its product protocadherin alpha-3-like. Gene Ontology annotation, molecular function: calcium ion binding. NCBI's taxonomy places the organism in Eukaryota, Metazoa, Chordata, Mammalia, Rodentia, Sciuridae. Gene Ontology annotation, cellular component: plasma membrane. The record is from RefSeq and is a predicted model, not a curated record. Gene Ontology annotation, biological process: homophilic cell-cell adhesion.
GUUCCCUUCAAGCUAGUGUCCACUUUCAAGAAUUACUAUUCUUUGGUGCUGGACAGCGCCCUGGACCGCGAGACCAUAUCUGACUAUAAGCUGGUGGUGACCGCCAGGGACGGGGGCUCCCCUUCGCUGUGGGCCACAGCCAGUGUGUCCGUGGAGGUGGCUGACGUAAAUGACAAUGCGCCAUUGUUCGCGCAGCCCGAGUACACAGUGUUCGUGAAGGAGAACAACCCGCCAGGCUGUCACAUCUUCACGGUGUCUGCGCAUGAUGCAGAUGCGCAGGAGAAUGCUCUGGUGUCCUACUCUCUGGUGGAGCGGCGGGUGGGUGAGCGUGCACUGUCGAGCUUCGUGUCAGUGCACGCGGAGAGCGGCAAAGUGUAUGCUCUGCAGCCUCUGGACCAUGAAGAGCUUGAGCUACUUCAGUUUCAGGUGAGUGCCCGCGACGCUGGCGUACCGCCCCUGGGCAGUAACGUGACGCUGCAAGUAUUCAUACUGGAUGAGAACGACAAUGCGCCAGUGCUGCUUGCCCCUCAGGUGGGUGGCGCAGCGGAUACAGUGAGGGAGCUGAUGUCUAGGUCACUGGGCGCUGGCCACAUUGUAACUAAGAUACACGCGGUGGACGCUGACUCUGGCUACAAUGCGUGGCUGUCCUACGAGCUGCAACUGGUGGCAGGUAGUGCACGAAGCCCAUUCCGUGUGGGACUGUAUACAGGCGAGAUCAGCACCACACGAGCCCUGGAUGAAUCGGAUGCGCAGCACUACCGUCUGCUGGUGCUGGUCAAAGACCACGGGGAGCCGGCACUGACUGCCACAACCACAGUGUUGCUGUCUCUAGUGGAAAGCAGCCAGGCGCCAAAGGCCUCAAGGGCCUUGACUGGCGCCGCGGGCCGCGAGGCGGCGCUAGUGGAUGUGAACGUGUACCUGAUCAUCGCCAUCUGCGCGGUAUCCAGCCUGUUGGUGCUCACCCUGCUGCUGUACACAGUGUUUCGGUGCUCUGCGGAACCCAACAAGGACACUUGUGGUCCUGGAAAGCCCACGCUGGUGUGCUCCAGCGCGGUGGGGAGUUGGUCGUACUCACAGCAGAGGCGACAGAAGAUGUGCUCUGGAGAGGGCCCACCCAAGACCGACCUCAUGGCUUUUAGCCCCAGUCUUCCACCAUGUCCAGUUAACCAGGAUAGAGAGGAGCAACUGGCUAUGGACAUGGAUCUCUCUGCCAAAGUGAAGAUGUAUUGA